This is a messenger RNA of Micromonas commoda, 567 nucleotides long. RefSeq lists its product as hypothetical. The transcript has a single exon. Lineage: Eukaryota; Viridiplantae; Chlorophyta; Mamiellophyceae; Mamiellales; Mamiellaceae. The record is from RefSeq and is a predicted model, not a curated record. The coding region runs from base 1 to 567 and encodes 188 amino acids.
AUGGCCGCGCUCGUCAACGCCCUCUCCUACCGCCUCGCGGUCGCUGACCGUCGAUCGCUCCGCCGCAAUCCCGUCGCGACCUCAAACCCACGCGCCUCGAACCUGGUUGUUCGCGCGGGAUGGUUCGACAACAACAAGGACGUCGACGGCCGCGACCCAAUGUACGAGCAACAGCAGGAGAUCCUCCGCAGACGCCGCAAGGGCGGAAAUCUCGAGAGCGAGGUCAGCAAGCGCCGCGCUAAGGUGAGCGGUUUCAUGAAGGGUACGCUCGCGAAGGAGGAGAUGGACGCCAUCAAGGCGAAGAACAAGGCCAAGGCUGACGACCUCGCCAAGGAGGCUUUCAAGGGACAGAAAGGCUGGAUAUCGUUGCCCGGGAUGGCCAUCGGCAUGCCCGAGUUCGACGGCGGCGAACGAUUCGACCUCCGCGCGCCGUACGCCGACGAGGGAUGGGUGGACGAGAACGACACCGGGGGCGGCUUCCUCGGCGGGCUCUUCGGGGGCAAGAAGAAGGAGGAGAAGAAGGCCCCGCCGCCCAAGCCCAAAAAGAAGGGCCUCUUCGGUCGGUGA